Messenger RNA from Talaromyces rugulosus, 1815 nucleotides. RefSeq lists its product as uncharacterized. Gene Ontology annotation, cellular component: mitochondrion; acetolactate synthase complex. The record is from RefSeq and is a predicted model, not a curated record. Gene Ontology annotation, biological process: L-valine biosynthetic process. Lineage: Eukaryota; Fungi; Ascomycota; Eurotiomycetes; Eurotiales; Trichocomaceae. Gene Ontology annotation, molecular function: flavin adenine dinucleotide binding; thiamine pyrophosphate binding; magnesium ion binding. Bases 1 to 1815 code for a protein of 604 amino acids. The transcript is spliced from 3 exons.
AUGUCUGACAAGGCUUCAUAUAUCGUGGCAGAUGCGUUUCUUGACGCAUUGGCAGAGGCCGGCGUCGAUUUUCUAUUCACAGUACUUGGCUCUGAUCACCCAAGUAUCAUUGAGGCAUAUGUGCGCCGACAAAAAUGUCUGAAAAAGCAGUUUCCCCGUAUGGUACUGUUCCAACAUGAGUUUGCCGCUAUGUCUGCAGCUGAUGGCUAUGCCAGAAUCACGCAGCGACCCGCGUGUGUAAUUGCGCAUGUGGACGUUGGUACCGCUGCGCUGGGGCAGGGCUUGCAUAAUGCGUCCAGUGGCCGCGCCCCUGUCAUCAUCUUCGCAGGAGUGGCCCCCUCAACCCUUUAUGGGGAGGCCCCUGGGUCUAGAUCGGAGCAUGUUCAAUGGUAUCAAGAUGUUCAGAACCAGGCUGCCAUUGUGGCUCCGUAUAGUCGAUACAGUGCAGAAAUCAAGUCUGCCAGCCAUGUACAAACAGUCGUCCAUCGAGCUGUCCUCAUGGCCACCACAGGAUCUCCAGGUCCAGUCUAUCUCACUGCGACCCGAGAGAUCUUGGCCCAGCCGAUUGAGUCUCUAGAGCCUCGACAGCGACCUAUCCCAUCCUGUCGGCUCGGAGGCCUGUCGGCAGAUGCCAUUGAAUUGAUAGCUAAUGCACUGAUUGAAGCCAAAGCACCCCUGGUUAUCACAGGAUAUCUAGGACGAAACCACCAAGCAGUGAAGAACCUGAUUGCUCUCGCAAACCUCAUCAAAGGCAUUCGGGUCUUCGACUCGGAAAUCCGUGAGGUGUGCUUCCCGGCUGACCAUCCAGCCUGGGUGACACGAGGCACUGGCGCAGCCAAAGUCGUGCAGAAUGCCGAUGUCAUCAUCGUCGCUGAUGCAGAUGUGCCCUGGAUCCCGACCAAGGUCAGGCCAUCGCCAUCUGCUCAGAUCUUCCACAUUGAUCUUGACCCACGAAAGGAGAAGAUGAACAUCUUUGACAUUGGUGCCACGGCGACAUUCCUUGCUGACAGUGGCGCUGCUUUGGCGCAGCUAACCGAGUACAUAGAAAAGUCCGGCAAGGUCUCAGCCGAUACAUACGCCGAGCGAUGGGAAGCUGUCAAGGCCAGUUUCGCAGAAGGUCAGAAACUGGUUUCCGACCGUGCGUUGAAGGCGUUGGAAACACCAGAUUCUCCAGCCACUGUUGAUUUCUUGUUGCAUUCUCUCCGCUCUGUUGUACCGUCCGACACAUUCUUCGUUUCAGAUUCUGUCACCAACCAGGUUUUACUCAGCGAGCAGCUCCGUUUCACUCGGCUAGGAUCACAUAUGACAAAGGGUGGAAGUGGUCUCGGCUGGGCCGGUGGUGCUGCUGUUGGCGUGAAGCUCGCAACGAAGCUUUACGAUCUGACUGACCGGCCGAACCCUCGUCGCAAGGACUCAACCGAUGAUGCCGGUCAAGAAGACCCUUUUGUCUGCAUGAUCACGGGCGAUGGUAGCUUCGUAUUCUCAGUCCCCUCCGCUGUAUAUUGGGCAAGUCACCGACACAAUUGUCCCUUCCUCACAGUUAUCUUGAAUAACGGUGGAUGGCGUGCCACCCGUCAGUGCAUUGUGGAUGUCCAUCCGCAAGGUGUUGCCUUUGACACUACUAAUGAGGAUCUGGGGAUUUCACUUGAACUUGACGGGCCGAAUUAUGGCGAAAUCGCCAAAGCCGCUGCCAAUGGACACCUGUGGACGAAGAGAGUCAGUCGCGUGGCGGAUUUGGAGCAAGCCCUGAUCGAAGGCAAGAAUGUAGUCAUGGAGCAGAAGAUCUCUGCUGUCAUCGAUGUGAUUGUUAAAUGA